UAAACUCCAGCUGCAACAACACAGUAGGAGGAUACAGUUGCUUUUGCUGGGAUGGAUUUACUGCUACAAACUCAAGUCUAGCCGUCAACAUUACGAACCCGUGUAUAGAUGUGGAUGAAUGUCUGUCCACUCCAUCUGCUUGUGGUCCAAACUCUACCUGCACCAACACAAUAGGAGGAUACAAUUGCUCAUGCUGGCUUGGAUUUACUGCAACAAACUCAAAUCUUACUGUAAACAUUACUAACCCUUGUACAGAUGUGGAUGAGUGUCUCUUCACACCAUCACCUUGUGGUUCACACUCCACCUGCAGCAACACAGUGGGAGGAUACAGCUGCUCUUGCCGUGAUGGAUUUGCUGUUCCCAAUGCAAAUCUAAAUGUCCGCAUUAGUAACCCUUGCAUUGAUAUAGAUGAAUGUCUGUUUGCACCAUCUGUAUGUGGAUUAAACUCCUCGUGCAACAACACAGUAGGAGGAUACAGUUGCUCUUGCUGGACUGGAUUCACUGCAGUAAACUCAAGUCUAGGUGUCAGUGUUAAUAACUCCUGUGUAGAUAUGGAGGAAUGUUUGUCUGAACCGUCCAUUUGCGGUCCAAACUCCACCUGCAUCAACACAGUAGGAGGAUACAGCUGUUCUUGCUGGUCUGGAUUUAACAUAACCAACUCAAGUCUAAGCAUCAGUGUUAAUAACUCUUGUAGUGAUGUGGAUGAAUGUCUGUUAACUCCAUCUGUGUGUGGUCCAAACUCCACCUGCAUCAACACAGUAGGAGGAUACAAUUGCUUUUGCUGGAAUGGAUUUACUGCUACAAACUCAAGUCUAAGGGUUAACAUUAGUAACCCUUGUAGGGAUGUAGAUGAAUGUCUAUCUACACUAUCUACAUGUGGAUCAAAUUCCAGUUGCGCUAAUACAGCAGGAGGAUACAGUUGCUCUUGCUGGACUGGAUUUACUGCAACCAGCUCAAACUUAACUAUCAGCAUUAUUAACCCAUGUAUAGAUGUGGAUGAAUGUCUAUUUACACCAUCUAUAUGUGGUCCAAACUCCACCUGCAUCAACACAAUUGGAGGACACAACUGCUCCUGCUGGAGGGGAUUUACUGCAACCAAUUCAAAUCUGCUUGUCAGCGUUAGUAACCCAUGUACUGAUGUGGAUGAAUGUACUGGGAUUCCUGGAGUGUGUGGACCAAAUUCAAACUGCACCAAUGUUAUAGGAAACUACAGUUGCACAUGCUUGAGUGGAUACAAUGUAACAAAUUCAUUUAUGCCUAUCAAUAUCAGCAACCCAUGCAGAGAUGUGGAUGAAUGUACUGAGAUUCCUGAUGUGUGUGGUCCACAUGCAAACUGCACCAAUGCUGUUGGAAACUACAGCUGCACCUGUCUGAUUGGAUAUAAUGUGACAGAUCAAUACUUUCCCAUCAACAUCAGCAACCCAUGUAGAGAUGUGGAUGAAUGUACUGAGAUUCCUGGAGUGUGUGGUCCAAAUGCAAACUGCACCAAUGCUGUUGGAAACUACAGCUGUACAUGCCUGAGGGGAUAUAAUGUGACAAAUCUGCUCAUGCCUAUUAAUAGCAGCAAUCCAUGCAGAGAUGUGGAUGAAUGUACUGAGAUUCCUGAAGUGUGUGGUCCAAAUUCAAACUGCAGCAAUGCUGUUGGAAACUACAGCUGCACAUGCCUGAGAGGAUAUAAUGUGACUAACCCAUACUUUCCUAUCAGCAUCAACAACCCAUGCAGAGAUGUGGAUGAAUGUACUGAGAUUCCUGGUGUGUGUGGACCAAAUGCAAACUGCACCAAUGCUGUUGGAAACUACAGCUGCACAUGCCUGAGAGGAUACACUGUGACAAAUCUUUCCUUUCCUAUCAAUGUUGGCAACCCAUGCAGAGAUGCUGAUGAAUGUAUUGAGAUUCCUAAUGUGUGUGGUCCAAAUGCAAUCUGCACCAAUGCUGCAGGAAGCUACACUUGCACAUGCCUGAAUGGAUAUAAUGUCACAAAUCCAUACUUUACUAUCAACAGCAGCAACCCAUGCAGAGAUGUGGAUGAAUGUGUUUCUGCACCAUCUGUAUGUGGAUUAAAUUCCAGCUGCAACAACACAGUAGGAGGAUACAGUUGCUUUUGCUGGGAUGGAUUUACUGCUACAAACUCAAGUCUAGCCGUCAACAUUACGAACCCGUGUAUAGAUGUGGAUGAAUGUCUGUCCACUCCGUCUGUUUGCGGUCCAAACUCCACCUGCACCAACACAAUAGGAGGAUACAAUUGCUCAUGCUGGCUUGGAUUUACUGCAACAAACUCAAAUCUUACUGUAAACAUUACUAACCCUUGUACAGAUGUGGAUGAGUGUCUGUUCACACCAUCACCUUGUGGUUCACACUCCACCUGCAACAACACAGUGGGAGGAUACAGCUGCUCUUGCCGGGAUGGAUUUGCUGUUCCCAAUGCAAAUCUAAAUGUCCGCAUUAGUAACCCUUGCAUUGAUAUAGAUGAAUGUCUGUUUGCACCAUCUGUAUGUGGAUUAAACUCCUCGUGCAACAACACAGUAGGAGGAUACAGUUGCUCUUGCUGGACUGGAUUCACUGCAGUAAACUCAAGUCUAGGUGUCAGUGUUAAUAACUCCUGUGUAGAUGUGGAGGAAUGUUUGUCUGAACCGUCCAUUUGUGGUCCAAACUCCACCUGCAUCAACACAGUAGGAGGAUACAGCUGCUCUUGCUGGUCUGGAUUUAACAUAACCAACUCAAGUCUAAGCAUCAGUGUUAAUAACUCUUGUGGUGAUGUGGAUGAAUGUCUGUUAACUCCAUCUGUGUGUGGUCCAAACUCCACCUGCAUCAACACAGUAGGAGGAUACAAUUGCUUUUGCUGGAAUGGAUUUACUGCUACAAACUCAAGUCUAAGGGUUAACAUUAGUAACCCUUGUAGGGAUGUUGAUGAAUGUCUAUCUACACUAUCUGCAUGUGGAUCAAAUUCCAACUGCGCUAAUACAGCAGGAGGAUACAGUUGCUCUUGCUGGACUGGAUUUACUGCAACCAGCUCAAACUUAACUAUCAGCAUUAUUAACCCAUGUAUAGAUAUAGAUGAAUGUGCGCUUGAACCAGCUAUUUGUGGUCCACACUCCAUCUGCACCAACACUAUAGGAGGAUACAACUGCUCUUGCACGGGAGGAUUUACUGAAACAAACUCAAGUCUGAUGAUUAGCGUUAAUAACACUUGUAGAGAUGUGGAUGAAUGUCUAUUUACACCAUCUAUAUGUGGUCCAAACUCCACCUGCAUCAACACAAUUGGAGGACACAACUGCUCCUGCUGGAGGGGAUUUACUGCAACCAAUUCAAAUCUGCUUGUCAGCGUUAGUAACCCAUGUACUGAUGUGGAUGAAUGUACUGAGAUUCCUGAUGUGUGUGGUCCACAUGCAAACUGCACCAAUGCUGUUGGAAACUACAGCUGCACCUGUCUGAUUGGAUAUAAUGUGACAGAUCAAUACUUUCCCAUCAACAUCAGCAACCCAUGUAGAGAUGUGGAUGAAUGUGUUUCUGCACCAUCUGUAUGUGGAUUAAACUCCAGCUGCAACAACACAGUAGGAGGAUACAGUUGCUUUUGCUGGGAUGGAUUUACUGCUACAAACUCAAGUCUAGCCGUCAACAUUACGAACCCGUGUAUAGAUGUGGAUGAAUGUCUGUCCACUCCGUCUGUUUGUGGUCCAAACUCUACCUGCACCAACACAAUAGGAGGAUACAAUUGCUCAUGCUGGCUUGGAUUUACUGCAACAAACUCAAGUCUUACUGUGAACAUUACUAACCCUUGUACAGAUGUGGAUGAGUGUCUCUUCACACCAUCACCUUGUGGUUCACACUCCACCUGCAACAACACAGUGGGAGGAUACAGCUGCUCUUGCCGGGAUGGAUUUGCUGUUCCCAAUGCAAAUCUAAAUGUCGGCAUUAGUAACCCUUGCAUUGAUAUAGAUGAAUGUCUGUUUGCACCAUCUGUAUGUGGAUUAAACUCCAUGUGCAACAACACAGUAGGAGGAUACAGUUGCUCUUGCUGGACUGGAUUCACUGCAGUAAACUCAAGUCUAGGUGUCAGUGUUAAUAACUCCUGUGUAGAUGUGGAGGAAUGUUUGUCUGAACCGUCCAUUUGUGGUCCAAACUCCACCUGCAUCAACACAGUAGGAGGAUACAGCUGCUCUUGCCGGUCGGGAUUUAACAUAACCAACUCAAGUCUAAGCAUCAGUGUUCAUAACUCUUGUAAUGAUGUGGAUGAAUGUCUGUUAACUCCAUCUGUAUGUGGUCCAAACUCCACCUGCAUCAACACAGUAGGAGGAUACAAUUGCUUUUGCUGGAAUGGAUUUACUGCUACACACUCAAGUCUAAGGGUUAACAUUAGUAACCCUUGUAGGGAUGUAGAUGAAUGUCUAUCUACACUAUCUGCAUGUGGAUCAAAUUCCAACUGCACUAAUACAGCAGGAGGAUACAGUUGCUCUUGCCGGACUGGAUUUACUGCAACCAGCUCAGACUUAUCUAUCAGCAUUAUUAACCCAUGUAUAGGAUUUACUGAAACAAACUCAAGUCUGAUGAUUAGCGUUAAUAACACUUGUAGAGAUGUGGAUGAAUGUCUAUUUACACCAUCUAUAUGUGGUCCAAACUCCACCUGCAUCAACACAAUUGGAGGACACAACUGCUCCUGCUGGAGGGGAUUUACUGCAACCAAUUCAAAUCUGCUUGUCAGCGUUAGUAACCCAUGUACUGAUGUGGAUGAAUGUACUGAGAUUCCUGAAGUGUGUGGACCAAAUGCAAACUGUGCUAAUACUGUUGGAAACUACAGCUGUACAUGCCUGAGAGGAUACACUGUGACAGAUCAAUACUUUCCCAUCAACAUUAGCAACCCUUGCAGAGAUGUGGAUGAAUGUCCAUCUACACCAUCUAUAUGUGGUCCAAACUCCACCUGCAUCAACACAAUUGGAGGACACAACUGCUCCUGCUGGAGGGGAUUUACUGCAACCAAUUCAAAUCUGCUUGUCAGCGUUAGUAACCCAUGUACUGAUGUGAACGAAUGCAAUGAGAUUCCUGACGUGUGUGGUCCAAAUGCAGUCUGUACAAAUGCUGUUGGAAACUACAGCUGCACGUGCCUGAAUGGACACAGUGUGAUAAAUCCUAACUUUCCUAUCAAUAUCAGCAACCCAUGCAGAGCAAUUACUUCCCCAACUACUACAUCCACAGAGACCCCCACAACCACGAUAAAGGCCCCUACAACCACAGCAGCCACUACAACAACCACAGUGACCACAACCACAACAGGUAUGAUUAACCUUAUAUUUGUCAAAACUGACUAG
This is a messenger RNA of Pygocentrus nattereri (red-bellied piranha), 5303 nucleotides long. Its product is annotated as fibrillin-3-like. Lineage: Eukaryota; Metazoa; Chordata; Actinopteri; Characiformes; Serrasalmidae. The coding region runs from base 552 to 5303 and encodes 1583 amino acids. The record is from RefSeq and is a predicted model, not a curated record. The transcript has 39 exons. Gene Ontology annotation, molecular function: calcium ion binding.